Molecule: messenger RNA, 577 nt
Organism: Anoplophora glabripennis (Asian longhorned beetle)
Lineage: Eukaryota; Metazoa; Arthropoda; Insecta; Coleoptera; Cerambycidae
Product: mitochondrial inner membrane protease subunit 2
Exons: 2
Coding region: 42-563 (173 amino acids)
Biological process (GO): mitochondrial respiratory chain complex assembly
Cellular component (GO): membrane; mitochondrial inner membrane peptidase complex
Molecular function (GO): serine-type endopeptidase activity
Source: RefSeq, a predicted model, not a curated record
UCCAUGUUUGAGGUUAGGUUUAGUAGUUUUUGUAAACAUCAAUGAAAAUUCCAAAUUUUUUAAAAAAUGUAUUUUUUGGAAUACCCAUAGGUAUAACCGUUAUAGAUUGUUUUGGUUAUAUUGCAAGAGUUGAUGGUAUAUCUAUGCAACCUGCAUUAAAUCCAGAUAAGAAUCAAACGGAUUAUGUGUUUUUAAAUAAAUGGGCAGUAAAAUCCUUUGAUAUUAAUAGAGGAGAUAUAAUUUCUCUAAUUUCUCCUAAAGAUCCUGGACAGAAAAUUAUUAAAAGAGUUGUAGGUGUCGAAGGUGAUAUUAUAGCUACACUAGGUUACAAGAAAGAAAUUGUGAAGGUGCCGGAAGGCCACUGUUGGAUAGAGGGUGACCACACCGGUCAUUCUAUGGAUUCAAAUAAUUUCGGUCCUGUAUCAGUUGGUCUUAUUACUGCAAAAGCCUCUUGUAUAGUUUGGCCACCUUCUCGUUGGCAACUUAUACAAUCUUUCUUACCAGAUUCACGUGUACCUUUAAACUUGUUAUCUAAAUCUUUUAUUGGUAUAGUUCAGUUUUAAUAUAUCCUUAGUGC